This is a messenger RNA of Drosophila busckii, 1652 nucleotides long. RefSeq names its product glycoprotein-N-acetylgalactosamine 3-beta-galactosyltransferase 1. The coding region runs from base 612 to 1436 and encodes 274 amino acids. The transcript has 4 exons. The record is from RefSeq and is a predicted model, not a curated record. Gene Ontology annotation, molecular function: N-acetylgalactosaminide beta-1,3-galactosyltransferase activity. Gene Ontology annotation, cellular component: membrane. NCBI's taxonomy places the organism in Eukaryota, Metazoa, Arthropoda, Insecta, Diptera, Drosophilidae.
UGUUUCGGCUUUGGUGUGUUUUUGGACUCAAUCUGACACUACGAUUCGGUUUUGUACAUUGUGGAAACGAUCGUCAAAGCGUGAAGUUGGCGUUCGCGCUCUUUACAAAAAAAUAAAUACUUGUAUACAAAAGAAAACCGUAGACGGUCUUGAGUUAAAUGUUUACUGCAUUCGCUUUUGUAUUCUGUGCACGUUUGUAAAACUGUAAACUGAAGACAGAAAGCACAAAGCAAAACAUGCAUAUGUAAAUAAACAAGCGGCACAUAAAUUGUUGGAAGAGUUGAAAAAAAGCAGAAGUGGCUGCAACUUGGGACGGCGGCAGCGGAGCCAAGAGAGCUCAAAAGUAAUUGCAAAUCGAAUCGAAGUAAAAAGGUGCAGUGACAAACAAAGGCACAUAAAUAUUUGUGAGAGAGUGUGUGUAUGUGAGAGAGAGCGGAGGCCAAGUGCCAUAAUCUUUGCCGGUCUCGUUUCAAGGUCAACCGCAUCUUACAAGUUUUGGCUCUGUUUAGACGGUUUGCUUUUCGCUGCGUCAGUAUAAAAGAAUGUGUUAAUUUGGUGUUGCAAGCCAUAACAUCAACAUUGGAUAACCAAAAAACAACGCAGCAACAAAUAUGCAAAACUUACGACCGCCUAUAGAGCUACUGUUGCUAUUGCUGGGCAUCAUUGGCGGCAUCUGCCUGUCGCAGCUGCUGCGCCAGACGCGACUGCGCUUCUACGCCAGCUAUAAAGCGCCAGCGACUGCGCCGCGCGCGCCUAUUACCUCACAACUCUACACGACGUCAGCGCCGCUGCCCGACGCCAGUCGCAUACUCUGCUUGGUCUUGAGCAGCGCUCCCAAGUCGCUGCAGCUGCGCGCCAAGCAUAUCAAACGCACUUGGGGCCAGCGCUGUGAUAAGCUGAUCUUUAUAGGCAAUCAACGCGACAAGCAGCAGCUGCCGGAGACUGUGGCCUUAAAUCUGAGCGUGGGCUACAGUCACAUUUGGGGCAGAACGCGCGCCAGCUUGCAACAUGCUGCAGCACACUAUAAAGACUUUGAUUGGCUGCUCAAGCUGCACGAUGACAACUAUGUCAUAAUGGAGAAUCUGCGGCAUUUGGUCGCUGGCUACAGCCCAAGCAGCGCCAUUUAUUUUGGCAACUUUGCUCAACAGCAGCAAAAUACAACAGGCGGUGGCGUCUAUUUGCUCAGCAAGUCGGCACUGCAGCGUUUCAAUCAGCUGGGAUAUAACAAUAGCAGCAUCUGCAGCAAUCGCAGCUAUGGCAGUGAAAGUCUGGAGCUUCAACGCUGUCUACGCAAUGUGAAUAUCAUAGCUGGAGAUUCUCGUGAUGAGCUGGGCUUGGAACGCUUUCUGUACUCAGCCAGCUAUGAGUACGCACUGCUGGGAAAUGCAAAAAUCGCGCGAGUGCUGCUCGAAGACUGCAAUAACAUUUCGCUAUAGCAAUGCUGUAGAUUUCUACGUACUGGACUAUGUGCUCUAUAAGCUGCAUCCAAUUGGCUUAAAUAGAAUUUAGAAUUUAGCCUGAAUUUUGCUGUUCCAAAGAUAAAUGACUAGUCAAUUUAAAUGCAAUUUGUGCUUAAUGGAAAUGUAAUUUUAGAUCAGUCAACUUGGCAUUAAUAGUAAUAUUGUAUUAAAUUAAGAGUCUUAGCUGUCAAA